Messenger RNA from Olea europaea var. sylvestris, 2386 nucleotides. RefSeq names its product zinc finger CCCH domain-containing protein 18-like. The transcript is spliced from 7 exons. NCBI's taxonomy places the organism in Eukaryota, Viridiplantae, Streptophyta, Magnoliopsida, Lamiales, Oleaceae. The record is from RefSeq and is a predicted model, not a curated record. Bases 300 to 1883 code for a protein of 527 amino acids. Gene Ontology annotation, molecular function: RNA binding; metal ion binding.
UUCGAAGAAAAAUAAAUUUAUAUUUUGCAAAUGUAGCAGUGAAGAGGCACAGCCAUAUUGCCAUUUAAAGCGUCAUUUUCUUGUCAUUUUGCUUCGGCAGAUUAUGAUGGUUUCUGUUUGUUUAUGCUGAGGAGUUUGAGGCACUUGGAGAGUGAAACAGUGAGAAGAGAAAACUAGAGAGAGAAGAAACAUGGAUGAAUAGAGAGACAAAGAUUAAAUUUUUUUUUUUCCCCUUCUAACGAAGAAUUACAGUUGACUUUCUUCCUCGUACUACAAGAUCUUGAGCUAGUAGAGGUAAAAUGAAUUCUUUCGAGGCUGCGAAGCUUGUGCAUGACAGAAUCUCAAAAUUGGAACCUGAACAUGUUGCUAGGAAGAUUAUUGGGUGUAUUUAUUUGCAAGACCUUCCAGACCAGGAAAUGAUCAGAUUAGCUUUGGGACCUGACUGCUUAAUCCAAAACUUAAUAAAAAGGAUAAAAUCUGCUUUUAUGUUUGCUUCGCCGCCAGUUCUUUCACCUCCAAUUUCUCCUUCCAUGCCGAGUCCUAUUUUGGAUUCUUCCCUUCAGUUUGCCCCCUUUUCAUCUCGUUCUAUAUUUAAGAAAUUAGCUCCUUGUUGGGAAUUACCUGAGCAGCCGCAGCUGAUGCCUAAUUCUUCUUUCAAACAUUUACCAUACACCAAUUCACUUAAUGAAGAAUAUGGUUUCCAAAACCAUUAUAUUGGUUUGGAAGAUCACUCAGAACCAGUGAUUUCCGGAACUUCAGGUUUUCUAAGUGAUUUCUAUUGCCCAGAAGCUACUUUUAAUGAGAUGGGUAUUAGGGGUAGCAGAAAUUCUUCAAGCCUAAUGGAAUAUCCAGUUAAGACUUGUCACUAUUUCAAUAAGGGUUUUUGUAAGCAUGGCAGUAACUGUAGGUAUCUUCAUGGAGAAUCUUUCCCAGAGAGCUACUCACAUAUGUUUGGUCCUAAUUCGUAUGAAGCUGCUAAUGAAGAUCAUGUUUUCUUGGCCGGGUCCCUCGAAAAAUUGGAACUUGAAAUCACUGAGUUAUUGAAAUCCUGGAGAGACCAUCCGGUUUCAAUUGCAUCUCUGCCUAUGAUGUACUAUGAGAGAUAUGGAAGAUCUCUGCAAGCUGAAGGUUAUCUUACUGAAAGCCAGAGACAUGGUAAAGCUGGCCAUAGUUUGACAAAACUUCUUGCUCGACUGAAAAAUAGUAUUCGGCUUAUCGACAGGCCUCAUGGGCAGCAUGCAGUCAUACUGGCUGAAGAUGCCCCAAAAUAUAUGGACAUCCGGGGUGAAAGAAAUGAUCCUGGCCCCAUUGUUAGUGGUUCACAUCAAAUUUAUCUAACUUUCCCAGCUGAAAGCACUUUUACUGAGGAAGACGUUUCAAAUUACUUCAAUACCUUUGGUCCAGUUCAAGAUGUGAGAAUACCCUGCCAGCACAAGCGGAUGUUUGGCUUUGUAACUUUUGUGAGUGCAGACACUGUGAAGUUGAUUUUGUCCAAGGGCAAUCCACAUUAUGUUUGUGGGGCUCGCGUUCUUGUGAAACCUUACAGAGAAAAGUCAAAGCUUGUCGAAAGGAAGUACCUGGAAAAACUUGAGCAUCCGAUGCAUUAUCACUCACACCAUUUUGGUAUCAACUCUGAGCUUCAAGAGAGAUGGGAAUCCUCUAGGAUGAUUAGAAGGCAGCUUAUGGAAGAGCAUGAACAGGCCCUUGAACUUGAGGCACUGCGUCUUUCACAGCUCCAGCUAACAGGCAAACAUCUGGUGGGUCAGUCAUGCAUGGGUUAUUCCCUGGACGAGCUAAAACCACCUGAAGCAAUCAAGGACUUAAAUCUCCCUGAUAGCCCAUUUGCAUCUGCAUUAGCUAACAGCAUUUCUGCCGUCAUAUAAAUAGGAGAGAACACGCAAGAACUGCGCAGUUUAUAGAGUGGCGUUGUCUUUAGUCAUGGAUUUUCUGCUUAUUCCUUUCUACUUGGUUUGCUUACAAAUCAAAUCGAAGCUGCAAGUACAUAUAUCGGCGAAGAAGAAACAUUAGAAGCAUGUCAUCCCAAUUUCUCAGGCUGAAGGAGGUAGGAAAGAAGAAAUUGAUAUACGAAGUCCAAUACUUUUUUGCUUUUGAAAUCCCACCAUAGAAAGAGGACAGAGCUCAUCGCUAGAAAGAAGAUGUAAUAUAGGAGUCGAGCUAUGAAAGAAAGUACUUAGUGGUACAUAUGCAGGUCGCAGAGAAAGUGAAAAAAUGUUCAGAAUCUCUGUGAAACCGAUAAUAGACUGAAUAGCUAAAUAAAUACAGUUAGCAGUAUCUUUACUAAAUGAAUUGAGUUUAUAUUCUGAACUCUGAACUGUCUUUUGAUGCAGAAUUUGUUCUUGAAUCCAUCUUACAUAUUCGCGAUCCA